Molecule: messenger RNA, 317 nt
Organism: Enterobius vermicularis (human pinworm)
Lineage: Eukaryota; Metazoa; Nematoda; Chromadorea; Rhabditida; Oxyuridae
Source: the annotation of a GenBank genome assembly
AUGGAAGAGUGUCAUCUAGAAAAUGUAGAUCUAGUUUUUGUUAUGGAUGAAUCAAAAAGUGUCGGUCCACAAGACUUUCGGACUGGUUUGAAUGCCGCUGCUGACCUAGCCAGCUCUCUUAACAUUGGAGCCGGAGUUAACAGCAGUCGUGUAGGGUUUGUGUUAUUUGGAAACAACGCAAGACUUGGGUUCUCACUUACACAGUACAAUUCUGUGUCAGAAGUUGAAAAUGCUAUAAAAAAUCUAAAUUACGAAUCGGGAGGAACCAACAUCGCCGGUGGAAUGGAUUUUGCGAUUCGGCAGGUAAGAUUUUAACU